AUGGCUACACCAUCUGCCUCUCCCGAUACCUCAGCAACAGCUUCUGCGCCUAAGAAAUACAAUCUCCGCAAUCCGCUCCCCCUCUCGGCCUCCCAGGAACAAGAAGUCAAGCAGCUGUACCACAAGCGCGUACGAGCUCGCUGCGCACCGGAAAUCAAAGCCUUCGCAGAAUGUGCGGUUAACCGUACCGUCACUGCCACAUGGGUUUGCAGGCAGCAGCGCCUCGCCAUGAACUCGUGUAUGAUCGAGCACGCCAACAACCGGGAGGAAGAAGACCGCGCUCGUGAGGAGUGGUUUGCCACAUUUGAGGAGCGACGCCGUGCGAAGGAGCAAGAGCUUGUGCGCGUGGAGAAGCGCCGUGAGGAGGUCAUCACCAUGAUGCGGCAGGACGAGGAGCGGAGACGGCAGCAGGCCCAGGGAAGGUGA
Molecule: messenger RNA, 426 nt
Organism: Penicillium canariense
Lineage: Eukaryota; Fungi; Ascomycota; Eurotiomycetes; Eurotiales; Aspergillaceae
Exons: 2
Coding region: 1-426 (141 amino acids)
Cellular component (GO): mitochondrion
Source: RefSeq, a predicted model, not a curated record